AUGACUACAACCAAAACUAGCUUUCUCUGUAAUAUCAAAAUGCACUCUGUACACAGGCAGGAAAAUGAUAAUGUUAAAGAUGAUAGAUUCCAGAUUUUGUCAACCGAUGUAUACCAGUCUAUAAGUCAACAACCGACCUUAUCCCAUGUGCAUCUGAAUCAACGUUCUUUCAAUCAACGACAAAAACGAAUGACAACUACUUUUUCUUUGACAUCGACGUUGUUUUGUUUCCGUCUAUACGACCGAUCAUUACGAUUCUUGUGUGGAAGCUUGCUGAUGCACUCGAGGAAUUUUGAUUUGUCCGGUUAUUUUCACCAUCCUGGGUUCAUACAAGAAGUGAGCCUUUAAGUGACUUGUAGCAGGAAGCGUGCUCUCCUCAUAUAUAGGUGAUGCGACAGCAGACAAGAACUGUGGUUGCUUUCUCAAAAAUUUACCCACUUGUCGGUGUCGUAGCUCUUCUUAGAAGGUACUACUUCACUGAACGGCCUCAUACAUAGAUACACAAUGCUAUAGAUACAAGAGGCACCAUGACAUGACAUGACAAGUGAAGUACUCGAAAACUCAAAAUAACCGAGUUACUGACUGAAAUAAGGGAGGCAGCUUAACAUCAAGGCUACUCUUCCUUCUCAUAAGUUGCAUCUCGGUUAUUCUCGUCUGAUACUCGCAUAUUUUAGUUUUUCGAGUAUGCUAAUGCCAGUGAGUCGCGAGAAGUGUCUUUCAUGUUGAUGUCAUUGUAGAGCUUCGUUCCAUUAAACCACAGACAACACCGACAUCGGAUUAAAGACCCACUGAUGACCACGAAUGAAAAUGAAAUAACGAGAGGGCUAAUGAAAUGCGAAGCAAAGCUGCUGAAUUGAAACCAACUGAAGAGUUACUUUCUUAUCGUAGUGCUACAU
Messenger RNA from Amoebophrya sp. A25, 896 nucleotides. Lineage: Eukaryota; Dinophyceae; Syndiniales; Amoebophryaceae. The record is from the annotation of a GenBank genome assembly.